AUGCAUAGUAAAGCUUAUUCUGCUCAUUCCAACAUGCUUAUUCUGCUUCCUUCAUUUAUUACGAUAAUGCUUAUUAAUAAAGGCGAGCUUUCGUACUUCAAAAUAUCCGGCACAAUUAAAAUUCAAUCACUUGGCAAAUUCAAUUUUGUUUUUCCAGACAUUCAAGAUCAUUCCACUUUUGAAAUAAACCAUAUUUCCGGAAAUGCUACUGGCUAUUUAAAGAACUUUUGUCAAUUUUCUAUUUGCAACUUACCUCUCUUUUUCCAAGGCGAACAAAACAUUUCAAUUAAAAACAAAGGCAUUACGGUCCAUUAUUUUCCUUUAACAAACAAAAUUUGCGAAAUUGAUUGUACUCCUCAAAAUACGUUAUUACAUUGUGCUAUCAAGAAUCUGAAGUUUAUAAAUAAAAACAACGGUGUUGUUAGAACUCCAUAUAGAAUUGAUUUCAACGACCCGUUGGUUCAUCACGAAACAAGAUAUCAUGAUGUUUCAUUAUUUCAUCUCCAAGCAGAAGUUGGAGAACCAUUUACAAAUAUUAAGCCUGGCUUGUUUUACGCAUCUCAUUCGUAUUGUUGCAAUAAUAUACCUUGGCACUAUUUAAUUGAAGGGUUUCUUACUAAUUUUAGAACAUGGAAAGAUUUUAUCAAUGAUCGCAAAGUAAAAUUGCUUGAUUUAGAUCCAAGCAACAUGCAGUAUCACAUAAUUCAUCGAACAAUUUCAGAUAAUGAUAAAAUCCGCACUGAAUGGGGAGGAGUUUACGAAAAAGUACAUAUUGGAACACAUGAAUAUCAUUAUCAUAACAUGACUUGCCAUAAUGAAUAUUUUGACUUUAGACCUUUUAAUCACUCAGAUGCAAUGAAGAAAGCUAUAUGGAGUUAUUAUAAUAUUACACCUAUUAAAAGCAAAAAUCCUAAUAUUUUCAUAAUUCAACGCAAAAGAGAUCGUCAUAUAAGUAAUUUUGAUGCCAUAGUUGCAGCAAUUAAAGAAAACUUUCCAGAUGCAAAUAUAAUUUUCCCUUCGUUUGAAAAUUUACCAUUUGAAAAACAAGUUAGCAUGAUGACAAUAGCUGAUGUUGUUAUUGGACCUCAUGGUAGUUUCUUCUCAAAUAUGAUAUUCCAACGAGACAAUACAAGUAUUAUUGAGAUUAUGCCAUAUAUGCUUGAAAGAAGGCGAUGGUAUGCAUCAUUGGCUGGUGCAACAAAAAUUAACUAUUACAUGUAUUGGCCUAAAAAGGAUCCAUUUAAUGGCAGGUUUAAUAUUCCUUCAGAAUGCCUACAUUAUUGUGUUACCGCAAAUAGAGAAAAUUGCCAAGAAUUUUCUAAUAAAAUGGAAGUAAUGGCUGAUGUUGGAUCAAUAGUAAGACUCACUGCAAAAGCCAUUAAAGCUGCAGGUUUCUCUCUUCCAAAGUCUAUUAAAGAUUAUCCUGGACCAGGCAGCAUAAAAGGGCCAGGAGAUGACUUAACUCCAGAAAAUAACUAUUAUUUAGAUCUAUAG
Messenger RNA from Trichomonas vaginalis G3, 1494 nucleotides. RefSeq names its product protein of unknown function, DUF563 family. Bases 1 to 1494 code for a protein of 497 amino acids. The record is from RefSeq and is a predicted model, not a curated record. NCBI's taxonomy places the organism in Eukaryota, Parabasalia, Trichomonadida, Trichomonadidae. The transcript has a single exon. Gene Ontology annotation, molecular function: glycosyltransferase activity.